AUGGUUGUACAUCCUGCUCUGAGGUCGUCAGUGUCACCCUACAUCACUACCUCAGCUGCUACCACUUGUAUACUGAUGACUCUGAGGUCGCCAGUGUCGUCCUACAUCACUACCUCAGCUGCUACCACUUGUAUACUGAUGACUCUGAGGUCGCCAGUGUCACCCUACAUCACUACCUCAGCUGCUACCACUUGUAUAUUGAUGACUCUGAGGUCGCCAGUGUCACCCUACAUCACUACCUCAGCUGCUACCACUUGUAUACUGAUGACUCUGAGGUCGUCAGUGUCACCCUACAUCACUACCUCAGCUGCUACCACUUGUAUACUGAUGACUCUGAGGUCGUCAGUGUCACCCUACAUCACUACCUCAGCUGCUACCACUUGUAUACUGAUGACUCUGAGGUCGUCAGUGUCACCCUACAUCACUACCUCAGCUGCUACCACUUGUAUACUGAUGACUCUGAGGUCGUCAGUAUCACCCUACAUCACUACCUCAGCUGCUACCACUUGUAUACUGAUGACUCUGAGGUCGUCAGUGUCACCCUACUACCUCAGCUGCUACUAUACUGAUGACUCUGAGUCACCCUACAUCACUACCUCAGCUGCUACCACUUGUAUACUGAUGACUCUGAGGUCGUCAGUAUCACCCUACAUCACUACCUCAGCUGCUACCACUUGUAUACUGAUGACUCUGAGGUCGUCAGUGUCACCCUACAUCACUACCUCAGCUGCUACCACUUGUAUACUGAUGACUCUGAGGUCGUCAGUGUCACCCUACAUCACUACCUCAGCUGCUACCACUUGUAUACUGAUGACUCUGAGGUCGUCAGUGUCACCCUACAUCACUACCUCAGCUGCUACCACUUGUAUACUGAUGACUCUGAGGUCGUCAGUAUCACCCUACAUCACUACCUCAGCUGCUACCACUUGUAUACUGAUGACUCUGAGGUCGUCAGUAUCACCCUACAUCACUACCUCAGCUGCUACCACUUGUAUACUGAUGACUCUGAGGUCGUCAGUAUCACCCUACAUCACUACCUCAGCUGCUACCACUUGUAUACUGAUGACUCUGAGGUCGUCAGUGUCACCCUACAUCACUACCUCAGCUGCUACCACUUGUAUACUGAUGACUCUGAGGUCGUCAGUGUCACCCUACAUCACUACCUCAGCUGCUACCACUUGUAUACUGAUGACUCUGAGGUCGUCAGUAUCACCCUACAUCACUACCUCAGCUGCUACCACUUGUAUACUGAUGACUCUGAGGUCGUCAGUAUCACCCUACAUCACUACCUCAGCUGCUACCACUUGUAUACUGAUGACUCUGAGGUCGUCAGUGUCACCCUACAUCACUACCUCAGCUGCUACCACUUGUAUACUGAUGACUCUGAGGUCGUCAGUAUCACCCUACAUCACUACCUCAGCUGCUACCACUUGUAUACUGAUGACUCUGAGGUCGUCAGUAUCACCCUACAUCACUACCUCAGCUGGUACCACUUGUAUACUGAUGACUCUGAGGUCGUCAGUGUCACCCUACAUCACUACCUCAGCUGCUACCACUUGUAUACUGAUGACUCUGAGGUCGUCAGUAUCACCCUACAUCACUACCUCAGCUGCUACCACUUGUAUACUGAUGACUCUGAGGUCGUCAGUGUCACCCUACAUCACUACCUCAGCUGCUACCACUUGUAUACUGAUGACUCUGAGGUCGUCAGUAUCACCCUACAUCACUACCUCAGCUGCUACCACUUGUAUACUGAUGACUCUGAGGUCGUCAGUAUCACCCUACAUCACUACCUCAGCUGCUACCACUUGUAUACUGAUGACUCUGAGGUCGUCAGUGUCACCCCUACAUCACUACCUCAGCUGCUACCACUUGUAUACUGAUGACUCUGAGGUCGUCAGUAUCACCCUACAUCACUACCUCAGCUGCUACCACUUGUAUACUGAUGACUCUGAGGUCGUCAGUGUCACCCCUACAUCACUACCUCAGCUGCUACCACUUGUAUACUGA
Messenger RNA from Procambarus clarkii (red swamp crayfish), 2010 nucleotides. The record is from RefSeq and is a predicted model, not a curated record. Lineage: Eukaryota; Metazoa; Arthropoda; Malacostraca; Decapoda; Cambaridae.